AUGGAUGCCGUUGAAUGGGUCCAUUUUUCAUUUUCCUGUCUUGCUACCUCUUUUUCUCUCUCUCUCCCUCCCUCCUCCCCACUCCCAGUCCGCCGCGUGCCCCCUCGCUUUUCCAUCCCGCCGACCAGUCACGAGAUGAUGCCAGGUGGCAGUGUGAACAUCACCUGCGUGGCGGUAGGGUCGCCCAUGCCCUACGUCAAAUGGAUGCUGAACUCGGAGGACCUGACGCCGGAAGACGAGAUGCCAGUGGGCCGGAAUGUUCUGGAGCUCAACGGCGUGCGAGAGUCUGCCAACUACACGUGUGUGGCCAUGAGCAGUCUGGGCAUCAUCGAGGCGGUGGCGCAGAUUACUGUCAAGUGUAAGAUGGGGCACAGGAAUUCUUCUAGGCUAUUAGUACUGCUGUUGUGUUCGGGGAAAAACCAGCUUUGAGAUGUGUUAUGAUGUGGCAUCUUAAUGAUAAUUAUAUGUCUGCAUCUGAGUAAUUUAAAAGUCCCUCUUCACCCCUCCCCCCCCCCCCCCCCUGACCCCCACAGCCCUGCCCAAGCCCCCAGGCACCCCCAUGGUGACCGAGACCACGGCCACCAGUGUCACCAUCACCUGGGACUCCGGUAACCCGGACCCCGUUUCCUACUACAUCAUCCAGUACCGCGCCAAGUCUCCCGACAGCAAGUUUGAGACCAUGGACGGCAUCACCACUACGCGAUACAGCAUCGGGGGCCUCUACCCCAACACAGAGUACGAGAUCCGCGUCUCUGCCUUUAACACCAUCGGCCAGGGCCCCCCCAGUGCGCCGGUGGAGACCCGGACCGGGGAACAAGCCCCGGCCAGUCCGCCCCGCAACAUCCAGGCCCGGAUCAUCUCCCAGAACACCAUGAUGGUGCGCUGGGACGAGCCUGAGGAGCCCAACGGGCAGAUCAAAGGGUACCGGGUGUACUACACCAUGGACCCGUCCCAGCCCAUGAGCCUAUGGCAGAUCCAUAAUGUCCAGGAUAGCAUUAUCACCACCAUCCAGAGCCUUGUGGCGUCUGAGACGUACACCAUCCGUGUCCUGGCCUUUACCUCGGUGGGCGACGGGCCCUUCUCUGACCCCAUCCACGUCAAAGUGCUACAAGGAGGUUAGGGUUCUGGGUUCAACUCUCCUAUCAACAUGUCUGUGUGGUUUUACUAGGGAUGAGUGCAUACCACAAGUGAUCCAUUAAAAUCCUGUACUGUAGUUGAAAGUCCCUAUAAAAGAAGGGUUCACUGCAAUGAUCACUGUCACUAAUUCAAUUUCUCUUUGUCUAUCAUAGUCCCCGGACAGCCAACAAAGUUCCAGGUUGGUGCUGUGUCCGACACAAGCAUGGAGUUGACCUGGGAACCUGCCUUCCAGAAAGAGGGGAUCAUCAGCUUUGAACUCCGGUACAAAGAGGGCAGUUUUGGCAGCCAGGUAAGAUAUGCUUGUGCUUUUGUGGGAAGAGUGUUGACCAAGCUUUUGCCUUUAAGUACUCAUAGAAGACACUAGGUGUUCAGUGAACAAGGUGGAAUAAGGAACAAACAUGAGGUACAGUAAAGCUCCAGUGAUAUUUAAUUUCAGUCAAAAGCAUGCCUCACUUUUCUCCACCAACAGGUGACCAAAACCUUCGGCCCCACUGCUACAUACGUCGUUGAGGGUCUGCGGGCAAACACGGAGUACUACUUCUCUCUGGCUGCCAUUUCCAACAAAGGCAUCGGAGCCUUCACCAACGAAAUAUCCCAGAAAACCUUGCAAGCC
Molecule: messenger RNA, 1750 nt
Organism: Coregonus sp. 'balchen'
Lineage: Eukaryota; Metazoa; Chordata; Actinopteri; Salmoniformes; Salmonidae
Source: the annotation of a GenBank genome assembly